AUGGAGCAAACUUUCAUGACCAUUCACAACCUUUCUCCCGAAGCCAAUAUCCUCUUCGCCUCCGAGUCGAUCUUUGAUAUUCUCGGCUACCACCCUCACGAGGUGCAGGACAGGUCUUGCUUUGAAUACUUCCACCCUGAAGAGGUGCCUUUUGCCCGCUCCGUCCAUAACCGCGGCGUUCAACUCGACAAGGCGGCAGUCCUUCACUAUGCUCGCAUAUUGUCACGCUCCGGCCAGUGGGUCAGCUGCGAGUGCUGCUUCACAGUCGUCCACGAUGUUCUAGUUGCCUGUACCAGCGUGUAUCGGCGAGGCGAGAAGAGCGAGAGACGCGCCAUUGAAGCGCCUCAGAUUCGACGGCUCUUCUCGAGCUCUCCUCGUGAUCCUCGAUAUCACAUGCUAGAGCACCUAUCCCCAAAAUUCCGGACGCAGCCGACAGAACGGGAACCCAGAGCCGCUCUCAUCGUGAACCGAUUUACCAGGACACUGACAGUCAUGUUUGCGACAAACGCCGUGUCUACCAUUCUUGGUGUACGUCCUGACCAGAUCAAAGACAAGAGUUUCUAUGAAUGUAUUCAGGAAAACUGUCUUCCCGAUGCCAUACGAUGCCUCGAGAGCGCCAAGGCAAACGACUCGAUUGCCUACCUGCGCUUUUGGUACCGGGACCCCCGUCGAGAGGAAGACUUCGACGAAGAGGAUGAGGAGGAGGAGGAAGAUGAACGUCGAAGCAUCAAUUCCAGCGACUCGGAGGGAGGAGGAGCUCGGUUGUACACCCAUAUGGACAUCGAUAUCGAGCCCUCUAGCCCGAAGAUCAAGAUGGAGCACGAGGACUCCCAACAGUCCAUGUCUAGCAUCAGUUCCGCCUCCAACGCAGUUGCCAUGGAGUCUGGUUCCAGUAGCGGCGCCUACCAGACCCCUCCCAGCGCCGGUUCGCGCACAGGACCAAGCCGUCCCAGUCCUGAGUCUGGCCCUACACCUCGUGCCCGUCGAAGACGCACACUCAAUGCUCCACUGGAACUUGAGGCCGUUGUUUCAUGCACGUCGGAUGGGCUUGUCGUUGUUCUUCGCCGUGCGCGUCCUCCCAUUCCAGCCUCACACCCGCCACUGGUCCCACCUCAUAGCUUUGAGAAUGGUCUUUUCGCCGCUCCCUGGGGUCAACAGCCCAUUCGACCAGAGUAUCCGCCUGGAGCCCAAUACAACUUCCAGCCGCCAUACACUUCACAGCAGCCGCCUCUUUACGACGAUGCUGCCAAGGCCGUCGGCGGUCCGCCUCUGGACCAGCUUAUGAGUUCGAUCCGAGACGUUGCUGUCUUUGCCUGGGCUCUCAUUGGUAUCAACGGCAACCUUGCGACCUACACCAGAGGCUUACCUCGAGGCGAGGCUCAACCCGCGGACGGAAUUCCUAUCUGGGACCCAAAUGCCGGCAACGAAGUAUCCUACCUAGGGCCCGAAAACCAAGCAGUGCAGCGUUGGGUUGAUUAUGAAAAGGGCAAAAGCAGCACUCCGGGCCAUGGGACAUAUGCGAACAAUGGACAUAAUCGUUGGCCCCCUGAGAACCAGCAGCGACAGCACGAGUUGUCGACGGCGAAUGGCACCAUGGGCGGGAACUAUACCUUUGCAAGCCACUCACAGCAACGGUGGAUGAAUCUUGAGCAAGGCGUAGCUAAUGGCGCUCGGCCAGGGCACGAUCAUAAUGGGCAUGCGCCGCCCACGGGAGGGGAACACCAGCAGAACCACACGCAAGUUGAUGAUACUCAGUCAUAUCGACAGCACCACCACACUGCACCUGGCUUCCCGCCGGCAUUUGGGCACAAUCAGCAGCCUCAUCAGCAAUAUCUCCAGUGGGGCAAUGGCGAGCAGAACCCACCCCCGCCAUCGUACCAUAGUAACGACGGCUAUGGUCCGGCAUCGACACAGGCUGGGCCUAUCAAUCCUCCAAGCAAUGGGCAACGCUUCUAUUGGCAGUGA
This is a messenger RNA of Verticillium nonalfalfae, 1965 nucleotides long. RefSeq lists its product as uncharacterized. Gene Ontology annotation, molecular function: protein binding. The record is from RefSeq and is a predicted model, not a curated record. The transcript has 3 exons. Lineage: Eukaryota; Fungi; Ascomycota; Sordariomycetes; Glomerellales; Plectosphaerellaceae. The coding region runs from base 1 to 1965 and encodes 654 amino acids.